Molecule: messenger RNA, 771 nt
Organism: Dovyalis caffra
Lineage: Eukaryota; Viridiplantae; Streptophyta; Magnoliopsida; Malpighiales; Salicaceae
Source: the annotation of a GenBank genome assembly
AUGGAGGAAUCUUUUAACGUUGAAUGUGAUGAAACUUACAGUCCGCCUAGAGCAAUUUUAAGCAGCGUCAAAAUGGAGUUGCUCGAAUUUUCAGCUCUACACAGUGAUGUUGCUGUCAAAGUACCAGUUAUAUCCAAAUUCAAUUCUUCUGGUGGGGAGGAGGGUGCACCUCUGAAUUUGACUGGAACCCCUUUCUUCUAUUCCUCAGAAAAUUAUUUCAUUGCAGUGGGUUGCAAUACUCGUGCAAAGUUUUGGACUGGUCACGGAUCUGAACAUAUGGGCUGCGACUCAAUCUGCUUAGACGGUAGUUUCAAUAUUUCUGAUUGGGCAGAAAACAAUGGCGCCAGUUCUGGUAAUGAAUAUUGUCGGGAUAUAAGCAUUCCUUUCAAACUUCAGGAUUUUAAAUCAAGUUUCGAGCCCAAAGAUGAAAAACAAAGAAUUAAAGGACCUAACCAGGCCUUCUUAGCAGCCUAUGGGUUUGAAGACAACAUAAAGAGUCAGCUAGAAAUGAAGAAUUUGACAAGCAUGCCAGUAUCGCUGAGUUGGAUGCUACCGAAGGGCAGAUUAAAAUAUGACAACGUUACCAUGAAGUGCUAUGUUCAGCCCAUAAAUAGCACGACUUUUACGUCUCACGGUUGUUCUUGCUCAGAGGGCUAUGAGGGCAACCCUUUCCUUGAAUGCAUAGUAAGUGAGUUUAAAACCAUUAGCUAUAGGGCCAAUUUCUUGGCACUAUGGGACGUAAUAGACUUGCAACAAGGAGAGGGUAUUUGA